UUUUUUUGGUUUCUUUUUUUGGGUUUUAUAUUUUCUUUUACAUUAUGAUGGUUAAUACAAUUUCUCGCAACAAUAGGGUAUGCGUAAGUUUCUGCAUCGCAGAGAAACUGAAAACGCAAUUGACGAUGCUAAGACGGACUUCUUCGAGUAUGAUUUUCCAGCAUUUACAAGGAGUAUGAAGAGAAAUAUAAAGAAAUUGUUGAGCGAUAGGAGAAGAUAUGGAAUUUGUAUCGUCCAAAAGACAUGUCUUGUCCAAAAAACAAGAUGUGAUCUGGAUCAAUCCUCGGCCACCACCAUCGGCGAGCGCAACCCAGGCAGCGGAAGCGGAGAAUCUGAAAACGCAGUCGUCGACCAGUAAUUUUGACAAAUAUGGGGAUGACUUAUUCAAGGGUAUGAAGAAGUUUCUGCAUCUCAAUGAAACUGAAAAUGGAAUUGACUUCUUCGAGUAUGAUUCCAGCAUUUACAAGGAGUAUGAAGAGAAAUAUAAAGAAAUUGUUUAGCGAUAUGAGGGUUUCAUUACCAUUCCGUGUCCAAGAUUUCAACGGUUGAAAAGGCUGCGAAGUUUGCUGUUGAAAAGCAUAACAAAAUGACGGGUGAAAAUAUAAUACUCUUAAUAGCUGUCAAUGCUAAUUUGCAACUUCGGUAUGAUGCUAAGGUUUUAGAUAUGACAUUGAAAACACUAGAUGGAGAUCAAAUAGUUUAUAAGGAAGCUAAAGUUUCUGAAUACUUUGGAUUUAAUCGCCCCAUUGAACUGGAUAUUUUCAGGAAUGCUAUCUGCUAUGAUAAAAUAAAAGAGUUGGAAUCAAACCUUGGACGUAACGCUGAUUCAUCCACUGAAGGGAGUGCACGAAGGCAACAGAAGUGCAGAUCAGAGAAUAUUUCCACUCAGAAGCGUGCUUUUUUCAAUGCUCAUAAGGAUGAGGAAUGGUUGAAAAAUAAAUAUCAUCCUACAAAUUUACUUCGCAUCUUUGAAAGGAGGAAUAGACAAGCUCAGGAGACUGCGAAGAAAUUUUUACUUUAUCUAUCAAAAGGAAUACUCGACUUGAGUCCUUGUGCCACUGCAUUCUAUUCAUCGAAACCAUGGCAGAAUAGUGAGCCGAACUCUUAUGAUAAAGCUGGAGAAAAAAACCGGAGACUUAAUAAAGGUCAAGACGAGGAAAGUGAAUUUUUGGCUGCACUAAAGGCCCACCCUGUCAGUUGUCUGCGUAGACGAAUACAAUCAGGUGAGAGAGUCCUCUAUGGAAUUGAACUUCUGGACACACUUCUUGCGUAUCUUUGGCGCAUCCAUGGUGUAAAUUAUUAUGGCAUGAUUGAAAGUGAUGAACCUUAGGUUUCAGGCAUGUGAGGCCAGAUGAUAAAAAUUAUGGAGAAACCAGUGAGUCUGGGGCUAAAGGUUUUAGGCAUGUGAGGCUAGAUGGUAAAGAUUAUGGAGAAACCAUUGAGUCUGGGGCUGAAUGGGAAAAGAAACUCGACACAUUUUGGCAAAAAUGGUUGUGCGGUCCGCAUUCCUUGGAGGCUAUGAUAUGCAAGGAGAAAAUUGAUGCUGCAGAUGUUGAAGCUUUAGAUCUAUACGUUAGGAAAAUAGCUGAAGAAAAUGAAGGAUGGUUGUGAAGCCAAGGAUUGUACAGAAAUUUUCGAUUCUGCUGAAUGUGUGCAUGAACAUUUGAAGCUGGAACACCCAGAACUUGUGAUGGAACCCACGUCAAAAGUGUGUCGGGAUCUAUAUUUCCAUAACUAUAUGAGUGAUCCGGAUGCUCCUGGUGGGACCCUCUAACAAUUGUAGAUUUCUCUUUUGGCACAAAGAUGAGCUAAAUAGUAGCAUCGAAGGCCUGGCGAUUCACUUUUAAGGUGUAUUUAAGUUCAUUUUUAACUUAAAUCUAUUUAGGUUCGAACGAUUUUUUUGUAUGGCAAACAUUUUUGAUGCCAUUGUCAUCAGCCAACUAUGAAUGUUCAUGUUUGAAUAUGUUAAGUAUUUGUUAGUUCCAAUAGUUUGUAGUUUUUAUUUUAUAAAUUUUUUGUUUUUAUUCACUUUAUUUUAUAUUUUUGGUCUUUCGGCC
Ziziphus jujuba (common jujube) is the source of this 2057-nucleotide messenger RNA. Its product is annotated as serrate RNA effector molecule. Bases 587 to 1330 code for a protein of 247 amino acids. The record is from RefSeq and is a predicted model, not a curated record. Gene Ontology annotation, biological process: primary miRNA processing; mRNA processing. The transcript is spliced from 13 exons. Lineage: Eukaryota; Viridiplantae; Streptophyta; Magnoliopsida; Rosales; Rhamnaceae. Gene Ontology annotation, cellular component: nuclear body.